AUGGAGAAGGUAGCCUGGGGCCGGGCCAUGACACCUGCUCUAGCUGUGAGUUGCAGCUGUCCUGCUUUUCUAAAUACGACCCCCCAAAGAUUCUUUUCAAACUUCACUGGGUUCCUAAUUCAAACUCCAGCGGCUUUGCAGCUCGCCUUCCUCGCUAGUCGGCAAGUUUGCGCGAGCAAAGACCUUGCCCUGCGCGGGUUUUCAUUGAGCGGACGGAGCGGGCGGGGAGGGGAGAGGGUGGCCACUCAGCAAUCCUCGGGGCGAUACGCUGCCGCAGGCGCACUAGGAAGGGAGCCCAGCGCGGCCGCCUCUGCCUACAGCUCCGCGUCCAACGGCGCGGAGCCCCGUGCGAGCGAGCGUGGGCAGCCCAGGCCACCGCUCCCCAUACUCAAAAAGACAACCUGCCGUGCCUCCCUUCUCCGCCCCUCUCCGCAUUUUCCCCGCCUAGGUCCCUCCGAGCUGAUUGGCAGAAAUCACUACCCAACCCUUGAGCCGGGGCCUCCUACCGGGACCAGCGAUUGGCCUCCCCGGACGCCUGGAGAAAGGGGCUCCGCCUGCGCCGCGCGAACUUUCCCAUCCUGGGGACCCAACCUCGGCUCCAGCAGCGCCUCCCAGGCAGCGUGCGGAGUCCCUGGCACUUUUCCGAAGUUGUCUCUGGUUGCCAGCCUGGGGACAGAUUUGCACGCUUUCGGGCUGUCUUGCCCGAACUCCAACACCUGGACCAUGCACGCCGCUGGUACCCCAGGAAUCGAGUCCCGUGCACGCCGGACACCACGGCAGCGGCUGCUGCUCAUGCUUCUCCUGUCACUGGUAAGCCGCGUCCCAGCACAGCCCGCAGACCCCGGCCGGGCAUUCCUGUCCCCGGGUCUCUCUGGGGCUGCAGGGGUCCCUGCUGAAGAAGCCAUAGUGCUGGAGAACCGCGGGCUCCGCGUUCCGUUUGGCCGUGAGGUAUGGCUGGAUCCCCUACAGGACCUAGUGUUGCAGGUGCAGCCGGGGGACCGCUGCGCAGUGACUGUGCUGGACAACGACGCGCUCGCCCAGCGGCCGGGCCGCCUUAGUCCCAAGCGCUUUCCUUGCGACUUCGGCCCCACCGAGGUGCGCUACUCACACCUGGGCGCGCGCAGCCCGUCGCGGGACCGCGUCAGGCUGCAGCUGCGCUAUGACGCGCCGGGAGGGGCCCUCGUGCUGCCGCUGGUGCUACAAGUAGAGGUGGUUUUCAGCCAGCUGGAGGUUGUAACUCGGAAUUUGCCCUUGGUCGUGGAAGAACUUCUGGGGACCAGCAAUGCUCUGGACGCACGGAGCCUGGAGUUUGCCUAUGAGCCAGAGACGGAAGAGUGCCGCGUGGGCAUCCUGUCCGGCCUGAGCGGGCUCCCUCGCUAUGGAGAACUGCUCCACUAUCCGCAGGUCCCUGGAGAAGCCACAGAGGGAGGCGCCCCGGAGCCUCUGCUGAUGGACUGCAAAGCUUUCCAGGAGCUGGGCGUGCGCUACCGCCACACAGCCCUGAGCCUCUCACCAAACAGGGACUGGGUGCCCAUGGUGGUGGAGCUACGUCCGCGAGGGGCUCCCGUGGGCAGUCCUGCUUUGAAACGGGAGCACUUCCAGGUGCUGGUGAGGAUCAGAGGAGGGGCUGAGAACACCGCCCCCAAGCCUAGCUUUGUGGCCAUGAUGAUGAUGGAGGUGGACCAGUUCGUGCUGACCGCCCUGACCCCAGACAUGCUGGCAGCUGAGGAUGCUGAAUCUGCCCCUGACCUGCUGAUCUUCAACCUCACUUCUCCGUUCCAGCCUGGCCAGGGCUACUUGGUGAGCACUGAUGACCGCAGCCUGCCACUCUCUUCCUUCACUCAGAGGGAUCUGCGCCUCUUGAAAAUAGCCUACCAGCCCCCCUCUGAGGACUCGGACCAGGAGCGUCUCUUUGAGCUGGAGCUGGAGGUAGUGGACCCAGAAGGAGCAGCCUCAGACCCUUUCGCCUUUAUGGUCGUGGUGAAGCCCAUGAACACACUGGCUCCAGUGGUCACCCGGAACACUGGUCUUAUUCUCUAUGAGGGUCAGGCCCGGCCCCUCACUGGGCCUGCAGACAGUGGAUCACAAAACCUAGUCAUCAGUGAUGAGGAUGACCUAGAGGCAGUGCAGCUGGAGGUGGUCGCUGGGCUCCGACAUGGUCACCUUGUCAUUUUGGGUGCUUCUGAUAGCAUUGCUCCAAAGACUUUCUCCGUGACUGAGCUGGCAGCUGGUCAGGUUGUCUACCAGCAUGAUGACAGAGAUGGCUCGCUGAGUGACAACCUGGUACUUCGCAUGAUGGAUGGAGGAGGCAGGCACCAGGUACAGUUCCUGUUCCCUAUCACCUUAGUGCCUGUGGAUGACCAACCACCGGUCCUCAAUGCCAAUACUGGACUGACGCUGGCAGAGGGGGAAACGGUGCCCAUCCUGCCCCUUCAGCUGAGUGCAACUGACAUGGAUUCCGAUGAUGCUGUGCUGCUUUUUGUGCUGGAGUCGCCCUCCUCAACCACAGGGCACCUGCUUCUCCGCCAAACUCAUCCCCCCCAAGAGGAAGAGGAGCUUACCAGGGGCCAAUGGAAGAAGCAGGGAGCAUUUUAUGAGCGACCAGUGACAGAGUGGCGGCAGCAGGACAUAACAGAGGGAAGGCUGUUCUAUAGGCACUCUGGGCCCCACAGUCCUGGACCAGUCAUGGACCAGUUCACAUUCAGAGUCCAGGAUAACAACGAUCCCCCUAAUCAGUCUGGGCUGCAGAGGUUUGUGAUACGCAUUCAUCCUGUGGAUCGCCUGCCUCCAGAGCUGGGCAGUGGUUGCCCUCUUCGGAUGGUGGUGCAGGAAUCCCAGCUCACACCACUGAGGAAGAAGUGGCUGCGCUACACAGACCUGGACACAGAUGACCGAGAACUGCGUUACACAGUUACCCAGCCCCCUGUGGACACAGAUGAAAACCACUCGCCAGCCCCGCUGGGCACCUUGGUCCUGAGUGACAACCCUUCAGUCAUGGUGACGCAUUUUACCCAAGCCCAGAUCAACCAUCAUAAAAUUGCUUACAGACCUCCCAGUGAAGAACUAGGAGUGGCUGCUCGAGUGGCCCAGUUCCAGUUUCAGGUGCAGGACAAGGCUGGGAAUGUGGCUCCAGGCACGUUCACCUUUUACUUGCAGCCAGUGGACAACCAGCCACCAGAAAUCCUAAACACUGGCUUCACCAUUCAGGAGAAGGGCCACCAUAUCCUGAAUGAGACUGAGUUACAUGUCCAUGAUGUGGACACUGAUAAGGCCCAUAUCUCUUUCACUCUCACACAGGCACCUAAGCAUGGCCAGGUGCAAGUAUCUGGGCAGAUCCUGCAUGUUGGAGGGAUCUUCCACUUGGAGGACAUCAAACAGGGUCGGAUUUCCUAUGCACAUAAUGGAGAUGAGUCCCUGACGGAUAGCUGCUCCUUGGAAGUCAGCGACAGACACCAUGUGGUGCCCAUAACUCUGAGAGUGAACAUCCGGCCAGUGGAUGAUGAGGUACCCAUGUUGAACCUUCCUGCUGGCACUCUGGAGUCUUAUUUAGAUGUCCUAGAAAAUGGGGCUACUGAAAUCACUGCCAGUGUUAUUAAGGGGACCAAUGAGGGCACUGAUGAUUUGAUGUUGACUUUCGUUUUGGAAGAUCCACCCUUGUAUGGGGAAAUCCUGGUCAAUGGAGCUCCAGCAGAGCAAUUUACCCAACAGGACAUUUUGGAAGGCUCUGUUGUCUAUGCCCACACCAGUGGUGAGAUAGGCCUAUUGCCCAAAGCAGACUCUUUUAACCUGAGCCUGUCAGAUACAUCUCAAGAAUGGAGAAUCAGCAGCAAUACAAUCCAAGGAGUUACUGUGUGGGUGACCAUCCUUCCUGUGGACAGCCAGCCUCCAGAAAUAUCUGUGGGUGAACAGUUCAUGGUACUGGAAGGUGAUAAAAGUGUUAUAACCUCAACACAUAUAAGUGCUCAAGAUAUUGACUCCCUGAAUGAUGACAUCUUGUGUACUAUAAUUAUUCAGCCUACCUCAGGUUAUGUUGAAAAUAUUUCUCCAGCACCAGGCUCUGAAAAAUCAAGAGCAGGUAUUGCUAUAAGUGCUUUCACUCUAAAAGACCUCAGGCAGGGUCACAUUAACUAUAUCCAGAGUGUCCAUCAAGGUGUGGAGCCCGUGGAAGAUCGAUUCAUAUUUCGUUGCUCUGAUGGCAUUAAUUUCUCAGAGAGACAUUUUUUUCCCAUAGUGAUCAUACCCACCAAUGAUGAACAACCAGAAAUGUUUAUGAGAGAAUUUAUGGUGAUGGAAGGCAUGAGUCUGGUCAUUGAUACACCCAUCCUCAAUGCUGCUGAUGCCGACAUUCCCCCAGAUGAUUUAACUUUCACUAUUACGCGAUUUCCUACUCAUGGUCACAUCAUGAACCAGCUGAUAAAUGGCACAGUUUUGGUGGAAAGCUUUACCUUGGACCAGAUCGUAGAGAGUUCCAGCAUUAUUUAUGAGCACGAUGACUCUGAGACACAGGAAGACAGUUUUAUAAUUAAACUAACUGAUGGCAAGCACUCUGUGGAGAAGAUGGUCCUCAUCAUGGUUAUCCCUGUAGAUGAUGAGACUCCCAGAAUGACCAUCAAUAAUGGACUAGAAAUAGAAAUUGGGGAAACAAAAAUCAUCACCAACAAGAUACUAAUGGCAACUGACUUAGAUUCUGAAGACAAAUACUUGGUUUAUAUUAUUCGUUAUGGGCCCAGACAUGGCUUACUACAAAGACGGAGACCUAUGGGUGCCCUUGAAAACAUCACCCUGGGCAUGAAUUUUACCCAGGAGGAAGUGGACAGAAACUUAAUCCAGUAUGUCCAUACUGGGCAAGAGGGCAUUCGUGACUUAAUUAAAUUUGAUGUGACUGAUGGGAUAAACGCUCUCAUAGAUCGCUACUUUUAUGUGUCCAUUGGGAGCAUUGACAUUGUCUUCCCUGAUGUGAUAAGUAAGGGAGUGUCCUUGAAAGAAGGUGGCAAAGUCACUCUAACAACAGACCUACUAAGCACCAGUGACUUGAAUAGUCCUGAUGAAUAUUUAGUUUUUACCAUCACCAGGGCCCCCAUGAGAGGUCACUUAGAGUGCACAGAUCAACCAGGAGUGUCCGUCAUGUCCUUCACUCAAUUACAACUGGCUGGCAACAAAAUCUACUACAUCCACACAGCCGAUGAUGAGGUGAAGAUGGACAGUUUUGAGUUUCAAGUCACUGAUGGACACAACCCUGUUUUCCGGACAUUCCGUAUCUCCAUUAGUGAUGUGGACAACAAGAAGCCAGUGGUCACCAUCCAUAACCUGGUUGUCAGUGAAAAUGAAAACAAGCUGAUCACUCCCUUUGAACUCACAGUGGAAGACAGAGAUACACCUGACAGACUCCUGAAAUUCACUAUCACCCAGGUGCCUGUUCAUGGUCAUCUUCUUUUCAACAAUACCAGACCUGUCAUGGUUUUUACCAAGCAAGACUUGAAUGAAAACUUAAUCAGCUACAAACAUGAUGGCACUGAGUCAAGUGAAGACAGCUUCUCCUUCACAGUAACAGACGGUACCCACACCGACUUCUAUGUCUUUCCUGAUACAGUAUUUGAAACAAGGAGACCCCAAGUGAUGAAGAUCCAAGUCUUAGCAGUUGACAAUAGUGUCCCCCAAAUUGCCGUGAAUAAAGGGGCCUCUACACUUCGCACACUAGCCACUGGCCACUUGGGGUUCAUGAUCACAAACAAAGUAUUGAGAGUGGUGGACAGAGACAGCCAACACUUUUCUCUCAGGUUUAUUGUGACAGAAGCUCCUCAACAUGGUUAUCUCCUCAACCUGGGCAAAGGCAACCACAGCAUCACUCAGUUUACCCAAGCUGACAUUGAUGACAUGAAAAUAUGCUAUGUCUUAAGAAAAGGAGUUAAUGCCACAAGUGAUAUGUUCCAUUUUGCAGUUGAAGAUGGUGGGGGAAACAAGUUAACCAACCAGCAUUUCCGUCUGAACUGGGCAUGGAUCUCAUUUGAAAAAGAAUAUUACCUGGUCAAUGAGGACUCCAAAUUUUUAGAUGUUGUUCUUAAACGCAGAGGUUACUUGGGAGAAACAUCUUUUAUAAGCAUUGGCACAAGAGAUGGGACUGCAGAAAAAGACAAGGACUUCAAGGGCAAAGCACAGAAACAAGUGCAGUUCAACCCGGGCCAGACAAGAGCCACAUGGCGAGUGCGCAUUGUGGGUGAUGGAGAGCACGAGCAGUCUGAGACCUUCCAGGUGGUUCUCUCGGAGCCUGUGCUGGCUGCUCUUGAAUUUCCUGCAGCCACCACAGUGGAGAUCAUUGACCCUGGAGAUGAAUCCACUGUGUUUAUCCCCCACCCUGAAUACUCUGUUGAAGAAAACGUUGGUGAACUGUUUAUUCCCAUCAGGAGAACUGGAGAUGUCAGCCGGGAGUUAAUGGUGAUCUGUUACACACGACAAGGGACAGCGACUGGAACCGUGCCGACUUCCGUGCUGUCUUACUCUGAUUACAUAUCCAGGCCUGAGGACCACACCAGCGUUGUCCGCUUUGACAGAGAUGAACAGGAGAAAAUGUGCCGGAUUGUUGUAAUUGAUGACUCCUUGUAUGAAGAGGAGGAAACAUUCCAUGUCCUUCUAAGUAUGCCUAUGGGUGGAAGACUCGGAUCAGAGUUCCCAGGGGCUCAGAUUACAAUUGUCCCUGACAAAGACGAUGAACCUGUCUUCUACUUUGGUGAUGUCAAGUACUCUGUGGAUGAGAGCGCUGGCUACGUGGAAGUGCAAGUGUGGAGGACAGGCACCGACCUGUCCAGGUCUUCGAGUGUCACAGUGAGAUCUCGGAAAACAGAUCCUCCCUCUGCAGAGGCUGGAGCAGACUAUGUGGGAAUCAGUCGUCACUUAGAUUUUGCCCCUGGAGCCAACAUGCAGACUGUUCGCAUUAUCAUUCUGGAUGACCUGGGACAACCAGUGCUGGAGGGAAUUGAGAAAUUUGAACUGGUGCUUCGUAUGCCCAUGAAUGCAGCCCUUGGCGAGCCCAGCAAAGCCACUGUGUCCAUAAAUGACUCUGUCUCCGAUCUGCCUAAGAUGCAAUUCAAAGAGCGAAUGUACACUGGCAGUGAAAAUGAUGGGCAAAUAGUUGCAGUAAUCCACAGGAGUGGAGAUAUCCAGUUCCAAUCUUCAGUGAGAUGCUACACGCGGCAGGGGUCUGCGCAGGUGAUGAUGGACUUUGAGGAACGGCCAAACACUGACAUCUCUGUCAUCACAUUUCUCCCUGGCGAGACUGAAAAACCUUGCGUUCUGGAGCUGAUGGAUGACACACUCUAUGAGGAGGUUGAGGAGCUCCGCUUGGUUCUGGGCACUCCACAAAGCAGCUCUCCCUUUGGGGCUGCAGUUGGCGAACAAAAUGAAACCCUGAUAAGGAUCCUAGAUGAUGCUGAUAAGAGUAUUAUUAAAUUUGGAGAGACCAAAUUUAUCAUCACUGAACCCAAGGAACACGGAGAGUCAGUGAUUAUAAAAAUUCCAGUGAUUCGCCAAGGAGACACCUCCAAGGUUUCCAUUGUGAGAGUCCACACCAAGGAUGGCUCAGCCACGUCAGGAGAAGAUUAUCACCCCGUAUCGGAAGAAAUUGAGUUCAAGGAAGGAGAAACCCAACACAUUGUUGAAAUUGAAGUUAUCUUCGAUGGAGUAAGAGAGAUGAGAGAGGCCUUCACUGUCCAUCUGAAGCCUGAUGAAAAUAUGAUAGCAGAGACACAGAUGACCAAAGCCAUUGUGUAUAUAGAAGAAAUGAACAGCAUGGCAGAUGUCACUUUUCCCUCAGUCCCCCAAGUUAUGUCCUUGCUGAUGUAUGAUGACACUUCCAGAGCUAAGGAAGGAACUGGUCCUGUGUCUGGCUAUCCUGUCAUCUGCAUCACAGCUUGCAACCCCAAAUAUUCAGACUACGACAAAACAGGCUCUAUUUGUGCAAGUGAGAACAUCAAUGACACUUUGACGCGGUACCGAUGGCUGAUUAGCGCUCCUGCUAGCCCUGAUGGUGUCACCAGCCCCAUGAGGGAAGUGGACUUUGACACCUUUUUUACAUCAUCAAAGAUGAUCACAUUAGACUCCAUAUACUUUCAGCCUGGCUCCCGAGUGCAGUGUGCAGCUCGUGCCGUGAACACUGACGGGAAUGAAGGCCUGGAACUGAUGAGCCCUAUUGUAACCAUUGGCAGGGAAGAAGGUCUUUGUCAGCCGCGUGUGCCAGGGGUAGUGGGAGCAGAGCCGUUCUCAGCUAAAUUGCGCUACACAGGCCCUGAGGAUCCAGACUUCGCAAACCUCAUCAAACUCACUGUCACAAUGCCACACAUAGAUGGCAUGCUCCCUGUGAUCUCUACCAGAGAGCUCUCCAACUUUGAGUUGACCCUCAGCCCUGAUGGUACAAGAGUUGGGAACCACAGGUGUUCCAACCUCCUAGAUUAUACUGAAGUGAAAACCCACCAUGGUUUCUUGACGGAUGCUACCAAAAAUCCAGAAGUGAUUGGAGAGACAUUUCCUUACCAGUACAGCUCAUCCAUCCGAGGCUCCAGUACCUUGCGCUUUUACCGAAACCUAAACCUGGAGGCCUGUUUGUGGGAGUUUGUCAGCUACUACGACAUGUCAGAACUCCUCACCGACUGCGGAGGCUCCAUUGGAACAGACGGACAGGUGCUGAACCUAGUACAGUCCUAUGUGACCCUUCGAGUCCCUCUGUAUGUUUCAUAUGUGUUCCAUUCACCUGUGGGGGUAGGAGGCUGGCAGCAUUUUGACUUGAAGUCGGAGCUCCGUCUAACUUUUGUGUAUGACACUGCCAUCUUGUGGAAUGAUGGGAUUGGCAGUCCACCAGAGGCCGAACUCCAAGGCUCUCUUUACCCAACCAGCAUGCGCAUUGGUGAGGAGGGGCGUUUGGCAGUGAACUUCAAGACAGAGGCUCAGUUCCAUGGCUUAUUUGUACUGUCACAUCCAGCAUCCUUUACAAGUUCCAUGGUCAUGUCAGCUGACCAUCCGGGCCUGACCUUCUCUCUACGCCUCAUCAGGAGCGAGCCGACCUAUAACCAGCCCAUCCAGCAAUGGAGUUUUGUCUCUGACUUUGCAGUGCGGGACUACUCAGGGACCUAUACUGUAAAACUUGUGCCAUGCACCACCCCAUCCAAUCAGGAGUACCACCUGCCAGUCCUCUGCAACCCCAGAGAGCCUGUCACCUUUGACCUUGACAUCCGAUUCCAACAGGUCAGUGAUCCGGUGGCAGCUGAGUUUAGCUUGAACACCCAAAUGUACCUGCUCUCCAAGAAGAGUCUCUGGCUGUCUGAUGGAUCCAUGGGAUUCGGGCAAGAGAGUGAUGUUGCUUUUGCAGAAGGUGACAUAAUUUAUGGUCGUGUCAUGGUAGAUCCUGUCCAGAAUCUAGGUGACUCCUUUUACUGCAGCAUUGAGAAGGUGUUCCUAUGCACUGGAGCCGAUGGCUAUGUUCCCAAAUACAGUCCAAUGAACGCGGAAUAUGGCUGCUUAGCUGAUUCUCCUUCACUCUUAUAUAGAUUUAAAAUUGUGGACAAAGCUCAGCCAGAGACUCAAGCUACCAGCUUCGGAAAUGUCCUGUUCAAUGCCAAACUGGCAGCAGAUGACCCAGAGGCCAUUCUCCUGGUGAAUCAACCUGGAUCUGAUGGAUUUAAAGUAGACUCAACACCACUCUUUCAGGUCGCUCUGGGUCGAGAGUGGUACAUACACACAAUCUAUACAGUAAGAUCAAAAGACAAUGUCAAUCGAGGCAUUGGCAAAAGAAGUGUGGAGAACCAGUACCACUCUCUGGUGCAUCAGGGGAAGCCCCAGGCAGCUACCACCAGCAGGAGAAAGAGGGAGAUCCAGAGCACACCCCCACUGGCACGGGAAAUUGGUGCUGAAAACAACCGGGGAACAAACAUCCAGCAUAUUGCCCUGGACCGCACCCACAAGAGGCAGACCUCCCAUGGGCGAGUCCCUCCCGAUGGCAGCCUCCCAUGGGAGCUUAACAGCCCCAGCUCUGAAGUCAGCCUAAUCACUGUCGUUGGAGGCAUCGCAGUGGGAUUACUCACCAUCUGCCUCACUGUCAUUGCGGCGGUGAUGUGCAAGAGUAAGAAGAACAGCAGGGAGAAGAAUGACCCAAAGGGCUCCAGCAGCAGAGAGCCCAUGGUGCUCCCACAGAGCCAACACAACGACAGCUCAGAGGUGUGA
Messenger RNA from Lepus europaeus (European hare), 10206 nucleotides. It is a transcript of the gene FREM2, whose product is annotated as FRAS1 related extracellular matrix 2. Gene Ontology annotation, biological process: cell communication. The coding region runs from base 1 to 10206 and encodes 3401 amino acids. The transcript is spliced from 25 exons. Gene Ontology annotation, cellular component: membrane. Lineage: Eukaryota; Metazoa; Chordata; Mammalia; Lagomorpha; Leporidae. The record is from RefSeq and is a predicted model, not a curated record.